Messenger RNA from Purpureocillium takamizusanense, 1766 nucleotides. RefSeq lists its product as uncharacterized. The record is from RefSeq and is a predicted model, not a curated record. NCBI's taxonomy places the organism in Eukaryota, Fungi, Ascomycota, Sordariomycetes, Hypocreales, Ophiocordycipitaceae. The transcript is spliced from 3 exons. Bases 23 to 1648 code for a protein of 541 amino acids.
GUGUUGACGAAACGACGGCGCAAUGGCCAAGUUCACCGCGACCGCGACCGCACUGCUGAUGCUGCCGGCUGUCCUGGCCGCCGGUCAAACCCCGGGGCUGUUCUCGUCUUAUGUGUCUCUGUCGAUUGAGCUCAUCGGAUUCCCGCAGUGGGCUGGCACAAAGGACAACCGAAACGAAUUCUCCAACAAUCUGAUUGACAACCUCGUCAAGGCACAAGAGAGUCCCCUGGUGGUUCGUGUCGGUGGAAACUCCGCUGAUCGCGCCAUCUUCGAUGCCUCCCUCACCACACCAACAGCAGGGAGCUGCAAGAAUGCCGACCCCGGCGCAUGGCAGUGCAUCGGCCCCAGCUUCUUUGACUCGUACGGCGCACUGCCCGCGGGCACGCGCUACUCCCACGGCUUCAACCUCGCGACGUGGAACUCGUCGGGCUUCAACACGCUGCGGGAGACGGUGCCCCUGGCCUGCAGGGCUCUGCGCGGGCAGCUCGCGUACUUUGAGGUUGGCAACGAGCCGGACCUGUACAUUGGCAGCAGACGGCCUCAGGACUAUUCCGUCGCGCAGUACGUCUCGGAAUGGUCCAACGCCACGGCGCGCUUCGAGGCGUACCUGCGUGAGGCGUGCCCCGAUCUAGUAGUAGCAGCGAGCGACAGCAACAGCAACAGCAACAGCAACAGCAACAACAACAACAUCAAGUACAUGUUCCCCUCGGUCAGCUCCCCUAGGUCUAAGCUCCGCGUGCCGGACAUAAUCAGCGCCGCCAACGCCGCCGCGGGGGGUCAUGAUGAUGAUGCUUCCAUCAGGCGCGUCACGCAGGUAUCGGUGCACAACUACAUGGGCGGCGCGACGCAGCCUGGCGUCACGCUCCAGGCCACGCUCAUGAACCACACGGCCGUCGCCGCGUCCAUCGGCCGGCACGUGGCGUACGCGGCAUCCAUCGGCGGCCUCACGCCCGCGGACUACGUCAUCGGCGAGCACAACAGCCUGUACGGCGGCGGCGCGGCCGGGCUGUCGGACGUGUUCGGCGCGGCGCUCUGGGGCAUGGAGUUUUCGCUGUGCGCCGCCUCCACGGGCGUCAUCAAGCGCCUGCACUUCCACCAGAGCGUGGGGUCGCCCUACGCCGCGUGGUCGCCCGUCGCGCCCCUGCAGACGAAGCCUCCUUACUACGGGAAGCUCGCGGCGGGGACGUUUCUCGCCGGCGCCGACGGGAUCCAGGUGAAGACGCUGGCGCUCGGGGGUGAUGCUGAUGAUGGUAGCGACAUCAGCAGCAGCAGCGGCAGCGACAAGGAUGUAGACUCUGCGUAUGGCGCCUACAUCAACGGCGAGCUGAGGCGCCUGGCAGUCCUGAACCUGCGCGAGCACGAUGACGGCUCUGCGUCGGCAACGCAGGGGAGCCGCCGCCGUGGGUCCAAGAAGCACACGAUCCGCGUUGCGCCGCGGUCGAACUGGGUGGUGAAGCGCCUGACUGCCCCCGGGGCGCGAGACCGAGGCAACAUUACCUUUAAUGGCUUUGCGUACGAGGCUGCCUCCAACGGCAAGCCGGUCAGGGUCGCCGGGAGGACGACGGACGAGCGGGUGAGGGCGGAUGGCAGGGGCGGUGUUUCGGUGACGGUGGCCGACUCGGAGGCUGUUGUGAUGAUCAGGACAUGAGGCACUCCAUUUGUGUUUUCAAUCUCAGUUUGAAUAAUGGUAUUUGUUGGUCCGUGUCUCGCGGGUCCAUGGAGGUUUUUCAGUACCUUGUCUGGUCUGCUGUCCGCGCUGUCGUGAU